GCCUUUUCCUCCUGCGGAUGGGCACGUGGUUCCCAAUCCGGAAGUUACAGGGUGGAGGAGACCUUGAUGCAGGAUGGCUCCCUCGGGGAAAAUCAACCGACCUCGGACAGAACUGCGGAAAAACGUUUGUAAGAGGCGACGUGUCUUGAGCAAACAGAAGAGGAAAAAACACCAGAUUGUUGCAGCCAUAGUGGACAAGGAGCUCAUCAUUUCUCACCACCUGAAGAAGCAAUCAUCCAGCGCACGAGCAAAUAUUACUCUCUCUGGGAAGAAGAGGAGAAAACUGCUGAAGCAAAUCAGCCAUGCCACCAAAGAAAAAAUAGUUAUGCAGGUUGAUGCUUCUCCAGCUCCAAGUACAAAGGGUCAAAACAGAACGGAAAAGAAGAAGAACAAGAAGGAAAAACUGGAGGGCUGCUCUGAUGUAGAAAUGGUGGAAACUGAGCCCACACCAAGACCAGAAAUCUCCCUGUAAUGCCUUCAAGCUCAGUUUUUUUGCUCCUCUUUGCUGCCUGAGAUUGUAGUACGAUGGGACUGAAAGUGGGGAUGACAGGGAUGCGCAGAUUGCAAAACCCAGAAAAGCCAGCGGAUUUUGACCCUUAGACUUUGAUACAACAAAUUCCUUAAAACAAAAGACUUUGGGGGAACAAAUUGAAUGUCAGCCUAGUUACUGCUUCCCUUCGCAAGUUGCUUUUGGUGCCUUAUCUUUAAAACACUGCAUGCUUGCUAGUACAUGGGUACUACAACUUGACUUCCAGUCUUAAUGAUUUCCAUAAAAACCACAUUGAUACAAUGUGUUGUCGAAAGCUUUCAUGGCUGGAAUCACUGGGUUGCCAUGAGUUCUGGACUGUCUGGCCAUGUUUCAGUCGCAUUCUCUCCUGACGUUUCACCCACAUCUAUAGCAGGCAUUCUCAGAGGUUGUGAGGUCUGUUGGCAACUAGGCAAGUGGGGUUUAUAUAUCUAUGAAAUAAUAUCCAGGGUGUGAAAAAGAACUCUUCUCUGCUUGAGGCAGGUGUGAAUGUUGCCAUUGGCCAGCUUGAUUAGCAUUGAAUGGCCUUGCAGCUUCAAAACCUGACUGGUUCAUUCAUGCUAAUCAAGCUGGCCAAUUGCAACAUCCACACUUUCCUCCAGGAGACAAGAGUUCUUUCUCCCACCCUGGAAAUUCCACAUAUAUAUAAACCCCACUUGCCUAGUUUCCAACAGACCUCACAACCUCUGAGGAUGCCUGCCAUAGAUGUGGGGAAAAUGCCAGGAAGGAAUGCUUCUGGAACAUGGCCAUACAGCCCAGAAAACUCAUAGCAACCCACAUUGAUACAGUUUGUGUGCAUGUGCAUAUACAUGCUCAUAGAGCAAGAAUUUCCAACACCAGAAUACAAUUGGAGAGAAAGAAACUCUGUAUUGUAAAACUGAGAUAAUCAAAAUUUUUCUGUUUCUAUGUAUUGAAGCUUUGUGUGUUAGGUCCCAAAUUUUGUCUCAAUAAAAUGGCAAGAAACCAUUCCA
Messenger RNA from Anolis sagrei ordinatus, 1497 nucleotides. RefSeq names its product chromosome 12 C11orf98 homolog (gene C12H11orf98). NCBI's taxonomy places the organism in Eukaryota, Metazoa, Chordata, Lepidosauria, Squamata, Anolidae. The record is from RefSeq and is a predicted model, not a curated record.